UAAGAACUUCUCGUUUGCUUCCGAUUCCCUCCCUCUUCUCUGUCUACUCUCUACUAACAAACCUUGUCUCUUAUGCUCAAUUGUCCAUUUCACCAACUAACAACGCACCAUCUUCUUCUUACGACCAACUUUUCUACGUCCUUUAUUCUCCUUUUUUGGCUCUAUCUCAAGGAAAAAGUGUAUCCUUUUUUUAACACAACACCUUUCUUUUUUGUUCCUAAGCUCCAUAAACCUCUUUCACUGCCUUCCAGUUUUCCACUUUAGUUUAUCUGAACAAUGCGAUUCUGCUGUGAUCUUGAAGUGGAUGUCAACGGUGAAGAGGUGUUCAUGGUAGACAAGAAAACACUUGCAUCUUUCUCUAAAAGACUCUCCAAAUUGUUUGGUCAUUUUAUGGAUAAUACAGGGAACCUGAAAGUAGUAUUUCAUGACUUCCCUGGUGGAGCUGAGGGAUUCGAGCUCAUAGCAAGGUUUUGCUAUAACAAUGGGAGAACUGAGAUAACUCCUGCCAAUAUAGUAUUACUAAAUUGUGCAGCACAAUUUUUGGAGAUGGAUUGUGAUGGCCCCAGGCCUAGCUUGUUGAACCAAACCAAAAAUUCUCUAGAUGGCAUCAGCUUCUGGUCCUGGUCUGAGCUCCUUGUAGCUUUGAAAGAGUGCCAAGGUUUGCUUUCUCCUUCGAAACCUUCGCUAAUACUCAAUAAAGUCCUGGAUUGUAUUAUAGGAAGGCUUGCCUCUCCUAUUGUUGCAAGCCCAUACACAUCUUCUUCAGAGAACUCAAGUUUCCAGUGUUCAUCUGAUACAAGGAGAAGCUAUAGUAUCAUAAACAAUUCCUACCAUGUAUCUUGGUGGUUUGAGGAUCUUCUGUUUUUGAAUAUUGAUUUGAUUGAUAAGGUAAUAAAAAAGAUGAUAUCCCAACAUUUUGAUCAUGCUACAAUAAUUAAGUUCCUCUUCUGUUAUCAAAGAUCGAGAUUUCUUACUGCCACCCCUACUGAGAAGUGCAGAAUCAUGGAGGUCAUAAUCAAUUUGAUGUCUUUGGUUGAUAGGAGCUACCUUUCUUGCAAGCUCUUAUUCGACAUCUAUCGAGUGGCUUCUAGUUUGAAAAUUAGCAAACUUUACAAAUCCAUUUUGGAAAAUCUUAUCGGUUUACAACUGGAACAAGCAACCAUAGAUUUUUUGCUUGUCCCAGCACCACAAAAGAAACAUUAUAUGUAUGAUGUGAAUCUGGUUCUGAGGCUGGUAAAUGCAUUUCAGAAUGAACUAAGUUGUUGCCAAUCCCCGGUUCGAUUACAAAAAGUUGCAAGCUUACUAGACUCAUACCUUGUGGAAGUUUCAGCAGAUUCUUACUUGAACCCUUCAAAGUUUGCAGAAUUAGUCCUCCUGCUGCCUGGUUCUGCAAGAGAAUCCCAUGAUAGGCUUUUUCAAGCCAUAGACAUUUAUCUACAGAUUCAUGGAGGAAUAUGUGAAGCACAGAAAAUGAGAAUCUGCAGUGCACUUAACUAUGCAAAUCUCUCGACAGAUGCAUUGAGACACUUGGCUCGGAACUCGAAAUUUCCUUCAAGAAUAGCUAUACAGGGUUUCCUUAAUCAGCAACCCAUGCUUGAAAACUUACUUGAAGGCCAAAAACAUAUUGACACAUUUAGCGGUUCCAGCUUCCAGGGGAAAGCCGAGCAACUUGAUGAACAGCUGCAAGAAAUGCAAUGCAGAGUAACAGAACUGGAGAAGAUCUGUGGAAUAAUGCAAGCUCGAAUAGGAAAUAUUCGGAGAACAAGAUUAUCCAGUCUUGGUAAUAAUGCUAGAUUCUUACCAAAACUCUGCUCUUGAAACAUACCCUUGCCUCCAGAGUCUUUUAUAGUUUGCCUCUGCAUUGUUUUUGAAAAAUAUGUGUACAUUCUGAGCCUAUUAAUGUAAAUAUAGAUUAUUUUUGUUACAAAUGUUGUAAAAGAGUGACUGCAAAUAUUGUCAUUUUUUAUGACAUAAUA
Messenger RNA from Hibiscus syriacus, 1976 nucleotides. Its product is annotated as BTB/POZ domain-containing protein At3g22104-like. The record is from RefSeq and is a predicted model, not a curated record. The transcript is spliced from 4 exons. Gene Ontology annotation, molecular function: protein binding. Bases 277 to 1818 code for a protein of 513 amino acids. Lineage: Eukaryota; Viridiplantae; Streptophyta; Magnoliopsida; Malvales; Malvaceae.